GGUGACGUAACACGCUGUGCUGACGUCUAUUCUUCCCGGUGCCGCUGUCAAUCAGUCAGUCAGUGCGCUGUAGUCACCACAUUCCUCGCCUGGCAUCUUGUCCGGAGUCCGAACCAAGAGUUGGUUUUGUUUUCUUCUUCUAAUUGUCAGAAUGUCGGCGAUGGAAGCGGCCUCAGGCGAUGAACCGCACGCGUCUGACAGGUUCACCUUCAUGGCUGCUGUCAGCAAGACCCCCAAGAAGCAGAUCCAGUUUGCUGAUGAUAUGCAGGAGUUUACCAAGUUUCCCACCAAAACCGGACGUAGGUCUCUAUCGAGGUCCAUUUCCCAGUCCUCCACUGACAGCUAUAGUUCUGUGGCUUCUUACACAGAUAGUUCAGAUGAUGAGACAUCUCCAAGAGACAAGCAGCAAACCAACUCCAAAGGCAGCAGCGACUUUUGUGUGAAGAACAUUAAGCAGGUUGAGUUUGGCCGACGGGAGAUUGAGAUUGCUGAGCAAGAAAUGACUGCUCUGAUUUCCCUGAGGAAGCGAGCGCAGGGGGAGAAACCUCUAUCAGGAGCGAAGAUAGUGGGUUGCACACACAUCACGGCACAGACCGGGGUACUAAUUGAGACUCUUUGUGCCCUGGGUGCCCAGUGCCGCUGGUGUGCCUGUAACAUCUAUUCAACUCAAAAUGAAGUGGCUGCUGCUUUGGCUGAGUCAGGUGUUGCAGUCUUCUCCUGGAAAGGAGAAUCCGAAGAUGAUUUCUGGUGGUGUAUUGACCGCUGCGUGAAUGCAAAUGCUGGUUGGCAGGCAAAUAUGAUCCUGGAUGAUGGAGGAGAUUUAACACAUUGGGUCUAUAAAAAGUAUCCAAAUAUUUACAAAAAGAUCCGUGGUAUUGUAGAGGAAAGUGUAACUGGAGUGCACAGACUUUAUCAACUAUCCAAGGCUGGCAAGCUGUGUGUGCCUGCUAUGAAUGUGAACGACUCUGUCACCAAGCAGAAAUUUGAUAAUCUGUACUGCUGUCGUGAAUCCAUAUUGGAUGGGUUGAAAAGAAGCACAGAUGUGAUGUUUGGUGGGAAGCAGGUUGUGGUGUGUGGCUAUGGAGAGGUUGGGAAAGGGUGCAGUGCAGCUCUAAAGGCCCUUGGUGCCAUUGUGCAUGUCACAGAGAUUGAUCCAAUCUGCGCUCUGCAAGCUUGUAUGGAGGGUUUUCGUGUGGUAAAACUGAAUGAAGUCAUUCGGCAGAUGGACGUAGUUAUCACUUGCACAGGUAAUAAAAAUGUUGUGACACGAGAACAUCUGGACCGCAUGAAGAAUGGAUGCAUUGUGUGCAACAUGGGACACUCUAAUACUGAGAUUGAUGUGAGCAGUCUUCGCAUGCCUGAGCUGACAUGGGAACGUAUCCGGUCUCAAGUGGACCAUGUGAUCUGGCCAGAUGGAAAGAGGAUAGUUUUGCUGGCGGAGGGUCGACUCCUGAAUCUGAGCUGCUCAACUAUCCCUACGUUUGUUCUAUCAAUAACAGCCACUACAGAGGCACUGGCUCUAAUUGAACUGUAUAAUGCUCCAGAAGGUCGAUACAAACAGGAUGUUUACCUGUUGCCCAAGAAAAUGGAUGAAUAUGUUGCAAGCCUGCAUCUGCCUUCCUUUGAUGCACAUUUAACAGAACUUUCUGAUGAACAAGCAAAGUACCUAGGGCUCAAUAAGAAUGGACCUUUUAAACCCAACUACUAUAGGUAUUGAAAGUUCAAGUUGGACACUCUUACUGUGAUUUCUCAAGACCGCUUUAGAAACAAACAACCAGCCUAUUUUAUGUCUGUUUUCACAUUAUUGUGAUGUUCUUGUAUUUGGUUUCCUGUAUCUGUUUGCAUGUAUUCCUCUUUUCAUUUUGUAAUUUGACAGAUCUCCAGAAUUCUGACCUGUACAAUCUCCAAAACCAGUGCUAAACUUUGAAUUGCACAUUAUUCAAGAUUCAUGGGGCUCUGCAAGUUUGUCUGCCUUAAGUCACAUCAAUACCUCCUAUUUUAAAUUUAUUUUUCUGUAGUUCUGGUUUAAUAUAUCUGCAAGCACAGUGGGCCAAUCUCGGGAAGAUCACUUAGUCUGCUUCUUCAAUCACGUUUACUCGCUUUUAAGAGUGUGAUGGGACCUACAUGAUUAUAUGUACUAUUUCAUAAUGUGCAGUCUGCUGCUCUCGUGGUUUUCAGGACCAGACUGGUUUGGAGCUUCCAGAACAAGCUAAGCUAAUUGCUCUCUAUAUAACUUACAUGUUCUAUCUGUAGAAUUCAACAGCACAAUGUGUGUCUGUCUAAUCAUCCUGCUGAAUACCAAGGUCAGUGUGUUCACAUACUACACCUGCUUUUACUUAGCCAAUCUAAGAAUCAUCUAUGAGAAACCCAAUUUUUAUUCUACCCCUCCACAAUCAUAAGUGAUUUUAUGAAGUUAUUUAAUUAAGAAUACAUAUUAGUUAUUAAAUAUCUCGGUCCUGCUCUGCCAUAUAGAUAUGACUGUGACUCCUUUCAAGCAACGGCGUAAUUUUCUCCAGCAGUAUCAAAGUUCCGUAAAAUAUGCACUUAAGAUGUAAUAAGUAUGCAGCCAUAUAGAUUUACGGUGCUUGGACACACCUAUGCCAUGCAUGUGUUAACUGCCUUCUUGUAGCCUCUUCGGGUUUUUGAUGGUGGUGCUCCAUGUGUUUUUUUAAUCAACCUUAAAAUCCAGGAAUAAUGCUUUGCCGUUCUUAAUGAAUAUCACUUGAAAAUGAGCAAAGGGCUGAAAGCAGACCCAAUCUAAGCAGCUAUAGGAUUCCUUUAACCAUUCGUAGAUUCUUAGAAAGGCAUGUUAUAAUGAUUUGCUUGAGAGAGAUUUAUUUUAUAUAUAAAUAUAUGAAUGAUUUUUAAUGAAUGCACUAUUACAUAUGAUUUUUUGCAAACAAGCAAUACAUGAAUAAAGUCAAAUUAAGAAUAA
Messenger RNA from Pelobates fuscus (common spadefoot toad), 2935 nucleotides. RefSeq names its product adenosylhomocysteinase like 1 (gene AHCYL1). The transcript has 17 exons. Bases 152 to 1717 code for a protein of 521 amino acids. Gene Ontology annotation, cellular component: cytosol. Gene Ontology annotation, biological process: L-methionine cycle. The record is from RefSeq and is a predicted model, not a curated record. NCBI's taxonomy places the organism in Eukaryota, Metazoa, Chordata, Amphibia, Anura, Pelobatidae.